Salvelinus namaycush (lake trout) is the source of this 1187-nucleotide messenger RNA. RefSeq names its product transmembrane emp24 domain-containing protein 10-like. The record is from RefSeq and is a predicted model, not a curated record. The transcript has 5 exons. Gene Ontology annotation, biological process: endoplasmic reticulum to Golgi vesicle-mediated transport; Golgi organization; intracellular protein transport. Lineage: Eukaryota; Metazoa; Chordata; Actinopteri; Salmoniformes; Salmonidae. Gene Ontology annotation, cellular component: endoplasmic reticulum; Golgi apparatus; COPII-coated ER to Golgi transport vesicle. The coding region runs from base 37 to 657 and encodes 206 amino acids.
CCUAGCUGUUGCUCGUGUUUUAUUCGGCUUGUAGCCAUGGCUCGGUUCGCUGCCCUACUGCUUUUACCUGUUCUCAUUGAAUCGGUAUUUUCGAUUUCUUUCUUUCUACCUGUAAAUUCAAGGAAAUGUCUUCGGGAAGAGAUCCACAAAGACGUGCUCGUCACGGGGGAGUAUGACAUCAACGACGAGUCCAACACCAAAACCAACCUGAAGAUCACAGACUCAUCAGGACACAUCCUCUACUCGAAGGAAGAUGCAACGAAAGGGAAGUUUGCCUUCACAACAGAAGAUUAUGACAUGUUUGAAGUGUGCUUUGAGAGCAAGUCCCCAAUGGGAACUGGGAGAGUCCCAGACCAGCUGGUUAAUCUGGACAUGAAGCACGGAGUGGAGGCCAAGAACUACGAGGAGAUCGCCAAGGUGGAGAAGCUGAAGCCCCUGGAGGUGGAGCUAAGGCGGCUGGAGGACCUAUCAGAGUCCAUCGUCAACGACUUUGCCUACAUGAAGAGGAGAGAGGAGGAGAUGAGGGAUACCAACGAGUCCACCAACACACGCGUCCUGUACUUCAGCAUCUUCUCUAUGUGCUGUCUGAUUGGCCUGGCCACCUGGCAGGUCUUCUACCUGCGACGCUUCUUCAAGGCAAAGAAGCUCAUCGAGUAGAGAGAGGCAUCACCACUCCGCCCAGGGAGAGCAGCCAAUGCUUUACCCGAUCAAUCUCCACCCACCUCGGACUAACUUCGUCAAAACUAGAGCUGUGUCCGAAAUGACUGGAGGAGAUGGAGACCAACGCACUGUCGAGGGGAGAAAGAGGAAUAAAUCCAAAAACAGAGGCUAAACGGGAAUAAUUGUAGUCCUUUAUUGGACAGUGUACCGGUCUCUAUCUCUUCCAGUAUUCUUAUUUUGACCCUUACACCUGGAACCAGCACUAUUCAGUAGUAAGGACAGAUUCCUACAAUUCAUAUUUAUGUGUUUUUAAAUGCCAUCAUAUUUCCUCUAGAGUGCACUACUUUUUUUACCAGAACCCCAUAGGGCUCCGGGUUCCCCCCCCAUAGGGCUCCGGGUUCCCCCCCCAUAGGGCUCCGGGUUCCCCCCCAUAGGGCUCCGGGUUCCCCCCCCAUAGGGCUCCGGGUUCCCCCCCCCAUAGGGCUCCGGGUUCCCCCCCCAUAGGGCUCCGGGUCCCCCCCCCCCCC